ACCAUCACCUCAUCCACCACCACUUCCAUUUCACCCCGAUUCAUGUUCCUCUGUUCUCAACAACGACCCUUACGAUCAUCUGCACUUUCUGGUAUAUAUUAUUAAUUGAUCACUCCUUUGUUACCAGUGAACACCUCUGUUCUCUCCACGUAUCGCCCCCUUCACGUCCUCCCCCGAUCGGCCGUCCCUCAGCUACAACCCUCCCCCGGAUCGUCGACGGAACCCAAUUCGCCAUUCUACCCACGCUUGGUCAACAUUCCCUAGGGUAACGGAUGGCGGGUUAACGGUGACAAGUGACGAGCGAGCCCUCCUUAUCUAGCUCUCGUUAGCAAUCGACAUAUGGCCAGACAAAGGCCCAGUGCUCACCGCCAGGACCCUCUUGAGGACUCUUCCACUCAGCCAACCUCUGCUGGACCUUCCGCCACUGCCGCUAGAAUCACUCGCUCCGCCGCGAGAGUAGCUGCAGACUCUCUUCCGUCUACCGGCUCUGGUCCCUCUCCUGCGAACGCGGCCGCUGGUUCGGCUUCAAACCGGAAGCGAAAGGCCCCUGCGCGACGUGAUCGAUCGGUAGACGCCCCGGAACAGUCAAAUCCCUCCUCACCUCCCCGAAAAGCCAAGCGACAGCGACGUGCAACUCCCCCUCGAGCGGCGCAGUCACCUGCAACCACCCGCCGCGGUACUCGCAAUCGUCCAGCGAUGUCCCAAUCUGGUCCUUCAUCACAUCCCGCCGAGGAUUCAUCAAGGAAUCAGACCUCCCCUCCCGCGUCUAGACGGAAAUCAAGCAGGAGCGGGAAGGUGUCACAAGAUAAUGCCUCAGCAGCUCAGUCAUCGCCUCGUCGACAAAAGAAGCGCCCUUCCAGAGCCAGUCCCGACACGAUUAUGAAGGAGGCGGAAGAGGAGAUGGAAGAUCAAGAACUAAGCGAAGAACGGGAUUCUUCUCCUCCAAGUGAUAGCCACGAGGGAACCAUCCCCUCUGGUCUGGAUGACGAUGACGACGAGGAUGAUGGGGACCUUUUCCACAACAGUCUGUUUGGGUCGCGGAGCCCCUUGGGUCUGCAAAGCACCCUCCGUGCUUUGAGCGGCAUGAUGUCGGGCAUGUCUUCGCGUUUGCGAGAUAUUCUAUGCAACCUGAGAAUGAAGGAUGACCCGUCCAUUCAGCUGAUCGCUCUGCAGGAGCUCUCUGAUCUACUACUUGUAUCAAAUGAGGAUAAUCUUUCCGGCCAGUUUUCCCCAGAUCCGUAUGUAAAGGAAUUGGUCGCCUUGAUGCAGCCAAGCGAUUUCGGUGAGGAAAACCCGGAGAUCAUGCUUCUCGCAUGUCGCUGCCUGGCCAAUUUGAUGGAGGCCUUACGUGGCUCCGUGGCCAACGUUGUUUACGGAGGAGCUGUCCCCGUCCUUUGUCAAAAGCUGCUGGACAUUCAAUUUAUCGAUUUGGCUGAGCAAGCUCUCAGCACUCUGGCGAAAAUAUCCGUGGAUUUUCCCGCGUCUAUCGUUCGCGAAGGGGGCUUAACAGCUUGCUUGACGUAUCUUGAUUUCUUCCCAACUAGCACACAGCGUACGGCAGUCACAACAGCCGCUAAUUGCUGCCGCAACCUUCCUCACGAUUCGUUCCCCGUGGUUAGAGACGUCAUGCCCACUCUGCUCAAUGUUCUCGCCAGCAACGAUCCCAAGGUUGUCGAGCAGGGCUGUCUAUGUGUCUCUCGCAUUGUUGAGAGCUUUAAGCAUAAGCCAGAGAAGCUGGAAGAGCUCAUCGAACCUGCCAUGCUCAAGGCUGUGCUUCGGCUGCUGUUGCCCGGCACCACCAAUCUCAUCGGGCCACACAUUCAUACUCAGUUCCUCCGCGUGUUGGCCAUCACGUCAAAAGCGAGUCCGAGACUGUCCGUUGAAUUGCUCAAGAUGGAUGUGGUCGACACUCUUUAUCAGAUUCUGACGGGAGUAUCGCCGCCUACAAACCUAGAGGGCACCGCUGUCAAGAUGGACAGUGUUCUUGUUAUGCAAGCGCUUAUUCAUCGCCCCCGCGAACAGGUGUUCGAAACUCUCAAUGUUAUUUGUGAGCUCUUACCGGGUGCGCCGAACCGGUUCUUUCUCUCGGCGGAUGGUUUGGCUGGCUUGCCUGCUGAGGGCGAUGCUGCUCGCCAGCCAAAAUCACCCAAGGCCAAGGAAUCUGAAGAGAAACGGCGCUCGUUGCUUGUGGACUGCAAGACGGAAUUGAAGCGCUUCGCAAUGAUCUUGCUGCCAACCUUGACCGAUGCUUACUCUAGUACUGUUAACCUUGAGGUGCGCCAAAAGGUCCUGACCGCUCAGCACAAGAUGCUGCAUAACCUAGAUGCCAGCCUGAUUGAAGAGGCAUUGCGGACGGUCCCAUAUGCGUCGUUCUUAGCGGCCAUCCUUUCACAGAAGGACCACCCGAGUCUGGUGUCCUCUGCGUUGCGCUGUGCAGAGAUCUUGUUUCAGCGCUUGGAGCAUGUUUAUCGACACCAAUUCCACCGUGAAGGUGUCAUUUCCGAGAUAUUCAAGCUUGCCGAGGGACCACUAUCCACAGAAAAGCAGGGGAAGCCAGCGAGCGAUUCAUCGCCUGCCCAGGAUGCUGCUGUGGAUGCUAAGCCAUCCCACGGUGGAAACGAUGCGGUUGGCAGCGCGGAAGACAAUGGUGGCGACGAUGCCGAUGGAGGAGAUGAUUAUGAUGAACAAGACGACGAAGACAACGAUGAUAUGUCUGAGUCUGCAAGCUCCUCAUCCUUCUCCAGUCAUGCCCUUUCUGCCAGAAUUGAGAACGCUAUGCGAGAUAUUGUUAUCCGCGAUGCUCGUGCCUUCGUUGAUCUCUACGAAGCCAGCCAGGGAAGAGAUAUGCGGGACAAGGCUCUGGAGACCCUGAAUGAACUCAAGACCCUUGCAACACAGAUUGAGGCGUUCUAUGCUGGCGAAGGUGAAGAAGACGGCCUUGCGCUUUUCAAAAAGCUUGCAAUCUAUUUUGAUGGCGAUGCACUGGAAAGCAUCACGAGCUCUGAACUCCUCAACUCCGGUAUCAUCAAGGUGCUGCUCGCUGUAUUCGGAGAUUUCCAAGCCACUUCCAUGCGUGAGGCUCGCGCGGCUUUCCUACAAGCUUUCAUGGGAUCGACCAUAUCAGAAAAAGCCCAGAGUCAAAGCACAGCAACCACGCCCUUCAGUGUUCUCAUUCAUAAGCUACAGGAUCUACUCAGCCGGACUGAGCAUUUCGAGGUCUCCACCGUCAGCCAUAAUUCAUUGGAGAAUACGCGUAGCAAUGCCGCCUACAUGCUGGGCAAGCAACUCAGACUCAAGUUGGUGGCGGACGAAGAUUCGGAUAUUCCUCGCACGUAUCGAAACAUCAUGGUAUCCAUCCACGCCAUAGCAACCUUCAAGGCUCUGGAUGAUUUCCUUCACCCUAGAAUCAGUCUUACAGAUCGGCCCAGACCAUCACGCACGCGUGAAACAAUCCUCAACCAAAUCGCUAAUGCGGCGCGUCUCCGGGAUCAGCUGGCCGGUGGAGAGUUCCCUACUAGCGAUGCCACCGCCACGCCUCGAGCAUCAUCAAACACAGGGAGACCGCAGCGCCCAGGAGAGACACGCUCAGGUUCCAACGAUUCGCCAGCAGAGGGACGUGACCACAGCUCCCGGUCUAGGCGGUCCGGUCGGCAUCAACCUCAAGGUGAAAAUGAGCACGAGAAUGAACCCCUGGAGUGUGCCGAUGAACGGCAAAUGAGUGAUGACGAAGAUCCAGAAGAUGACGGCGAGGACGAAGAACUGAACGCCAUCGUUGAUGACUUGGAGGACGAUCUCUCGGAUGAUAACGUCCACGACCCCACUGCCGUCAACAUGGAGGUGGCAUCUUCGGGUAAGGUCACUGCUCGGAAGGAAGACGGCACUCGCGUGGCUACUCCCUCGCAAACGACGCCAGCAUCCAAAUCAUCCGCGUCUGCUUCUAGUUCUGCGCAGAAUCCUCCAGGUGGCAGUUCGCUGGCAAUGGCCGGGCGGCCUUUCGCCUCAUAUGCGGCUGCUAUGGCAUCGAUUCCGACUGACUGGCAUAUUGAGUUCAGCGUGGACGGUGAACCGGUCUCGAACGAGACCACCAUCUAUCGCGCUGUUCAUCACAACCGCCAGCACGCCGAGCCCAAUGCCCGGAAUGUUUGGUCUGCCGUUCAUACUGUCAAAUUCAGACGGGCACCAGGCCCGCCCCCACCGGAACCUUCCACGCUCACCCAAGGUACAUCUACACCGAGGGACGAUAGCAAUGAUAUGCCCGCGUCGCUCAGUCAAGACCAAACGACGGCAUCCAUCCUCCACUUGCUUCGUGUCUUGCAUGAGAUGAACACCACCCUUGAUGAUAUACUUGCAGAGACCAAAGACCUGGUCGCUCUCACGCCAGAGCCAUUGGCACAGUUCAUCAAUACGAAACUCACAGCCAAGCUCAAUCGACAACUGGAAGAGCCACUUAUCGUAGCAAGCAGCUGCCUUCCCAGCUGGAGUGAAGAUCUCGCCCGCCUCUUUCCGUUCCUCUUCCCAUUCGAGACACGGCAUCUGUUCCUUCAGUCGACGGCGUUUGGCUACUCUCGCGCGAUGAUGAGAUGGCACAACUCUCAGAACGACGACAACCGCAACGAUCACCGGCGCGAUGAUCGGCCUAUUCUCGGGCGGCUACAGCGACAAAAAGUACGAAUCUCGAGAAGCCGUAUUCUCGACUCUGCUAUGAAGGUAAUGGAGUUGUACGGUUCUUCGCCCAGCGUGUUAGAAGUUGAGUACUUCGAAGAAGUCGGUACCGGUCUUGGUCCCACACUGGAGUUCUACUCUACCGUAUCGAAGGAGUUCUCAAAGAAGAAGCUCAAGCUUUGGCGUGAGAAUGAGUCCGUCCACGACGAUGAGUAUGCCUUUGGCAAGCGUGGCCUUUUCCCGGCACCCAUGAGUGAGGAGCAAGCCGCUUCCGAAUCUGGCAAAAAACAGCUUCAGCUAUUCAAGUGUCUGGGCAAGUUUGUUGCUCGGUCCAUGCUCGAUUCGAGAAUCAUUGACAUUUCUUUCAACCCGGCCUUCUUCCGAAUCGCUGCCAGCUCAUCUUCUGUUGCCCCCUCUCUUGGCACGGUCAAAGCAGUUGACCAUGAUCUGGCAAAAUCGUUGCUUCUGUUGAAGUCGUUUGCCGACGCUAAGAAGGCCGUGGACGACAACCGGACACUGUCGAAAGCCCAGAAGGCUCAAGCGCUGCAGCAGAUUGAGGUGGGUGGAGUCAAGGUUGAAGACCUGAGCUUGGAUUUCACCCUGCCCGGCUACCCGGCCAUCGAGUUGGUCAAGAACGGUUCCAACAUCCCCGUAACAAACGAGAACGUUGAUCUGUAUGUCGAAAGGGUGAUAGACAUGACUUUGGGUAGCGGUGUCCAGCGACAGGUAGAGGCCUUCCAGGCCGGAUUCUCUCAGGUGUUCCCCUACUCCGCGCUUCGGACGUUCACGCCACAGGAGCUUGUCAUGUUGUUUGGCCGGGCUGAGGAGGACUGGACUAUUGAAACUCUGAUGGACUCGAUCAAGGCCGAUCACGGUUUCAACAUGGACAGCCGGAGCGUGCGGAAUCUGCUUCAGACAAUGAGUGAAUUGAACCCUCAACAACGGCGAGACUUUUUACAAUUUGUUACUGGCAGUCCCAAACUUCCGAUUGGCGGUUUCAAGAGUCUCACCCCCAUCUUCACGGUGGUGUGCCGUCCCAGCGAGCCGCCUUACACGCCAGAUGAUUACCUGCCGAGUGUCAUGACCUGUGUCAACUACUUGAAGCUUCCAGACUACAGCAGCCUGGAUGUACUCCGCGAGCGGCUGUCAGUUGCCAUUAAAGAAGGCCAGGGAGCCUUCCACUUGUCCUGAUUGUUGCACAUAAGAUCUGUUGAUCUACUCAAAGUAUGCUAUGGAGGGUCUCGAAUGACGCAAAAAGAACACGAAUGAGCACUGAUGGUGCGUCGGAACGAUAGCUAACUACAUACCCUUAUGGUUGCAAAAGGGGGUAUUCAUGCAAUGCCUAGGGCACUUGUCUUUUUUGGGGGGGGAUCUGCGUUCGGGCCACAUUUGUCUGCUUUCUGUGCCUUUGUGGGAAGGGCGUCCGGGGGUGUUACUUCAUGCUUCCAUUUACAUAGAAAUGCCACUCGUAUCCGAGGCCAGUGAGUCUAUUAGUCUGCUGAUGUAUCUAUCUGUUGAUUACAUAGGUCUAUAGUCUAUCGCACAAAAAAAUGAAAGGG
Aspergillus eucalypticola CBS 122712 is the source of this 6221-nucleotide messenger RNA. RefSeq names its product HECT-type E3 ubiquitin transferase UFD4. The coding region runs from base 340 to 5853 and encodes 1837 amino acids. The record is from RefSeq and is a predicted model, not a curated record. Gene Ontology annotation, cellular component: nuclear speck. NCBI's taxonomy places the organism in Eukaryota, Fungi, Ascomycota, Eurotiomycetes, Eurotiales, Aspergillaceae. The transcript is spliced from 8 exons. Gene Ontology annotation, molecular function: ubiquitin protein ligase activity. Gene Ontology annotation, biological process: protein polyubiquitination; proteasome-mediated ubiquitin-dependent protein catabolic process.